AUGCAACAUUCAACCAUCGCCGCCGCGUCACAAUCUUCGCGCGGCGGCGAUUCCGCCGAUAGCUCCGAUAUCAGACGAGCAAAGAAACGUGGCAGUUAUAACUGUGGCCGUUGUGGUCUUCCCAAGAAGGGACAUAACUGUAAUAUCAAAACCCCUAUCUCUGCCACCACCACGCCUGCCGAUUCGGCUUUAUCGGUUGUUUCCGUGCCGUCGUCGGCUGUUUCGGCGUCACGUCAGCCGCCUUCGAAUCUUCGUCGUGCGCUUUCGUUCGACGGUCUUGAGGAUCGAGCUAGCGGACUCUAUCUGCGUUUAGACGAUAGGGCGGAGGAAGAUUCGGCUGUAGAGGCGGAUCUGGAAUCCGAUCUGGAUCUGGAUGUGGAUUUUGAUUCGUCUGGGUUGCCGGCGAGUUUAAGGUGGGAGGUUUUGAGGAGGUUGCCGCCAGCGGGAUUGUUGUCUGCGGCGAAGGUGUGUAAAGGAUGGAGGGAGACGGCGAGGAAGCUGUGGAGGGCGACUGAGGAGUUGAAGCUUAGGGUUCCGGCGAAAGUUCACGUUGGAUUUGUGGCGUCGAUGCUACAGAAAUGUCCUGGGAUCGUGAGGCUUUCACUUAGGAUGGAAAGUGAUUUUGAUUCUACAAUGCUGGCUUGCAUUGCAUUUUCAUGCCCUAAUUUGGAGUCUAUGGAGAUCUCGAUAUUCGACACUGCAACCAAUCGGAUCAAUGGGGAUGAAUUGGGCCGAUUUGUUGCAGACAAAAGAAACCUCAAAAGCCUCAAGAUGGAAGGUUGUUCUAAUCUAGGGGGUUUUGUCAUUUGUUCGUCUAGUCUGUCUACACUUUGGCUAUCAGAUCUGCACUCUCUAUCUAAGAUGGUAUUUAACUGUCCUCAGUUGAGAGAGAUUUCAUUGGAAUUUUCUUGCCAAGAAAAUGAUAGCACUGAUCUCAUAUCUAUGAUUCAAGGAUUUGGAAGAAGUUGCUUGAAAUUACAAAACAUACACAUAGCGUCAAUGCGGCUUUCUCAUGCUGCAGUGCUUGCUCUUACAGCUGCUCAAUUGAGGGGGCUCCGGAUGCUUUCUCUUGUUCUUGGAUCUGAAUUAACUGAUGCAUCUGUUGCUGCAAUUGCCUCAAGCUACCCAAAUCUCGAAUUGCUUGACCUCAGUGGAUCUGGCAUAAGUGACAGUGGCAUUGGAAUGAUUUGUAAUGUAUUCCCUGAAACACUUAAAAGACUUCUCCUUGCUCUUUGCCCUAACGUGACCUCAAGUGGCAUUCAAUUUGCUACAGCUCAAUUACCGCUUCUUGAACUUAUGGACUGUGGCAUGACCAUAUGUGAUCCUAAUUUCCCUGAUCCAAUUGCUGAUGGAAAUGACUGCGAAUCACAAAAAACUUCCACCACAAAUCUACAACAUAUAAACCAAAAGCUAAUCAUCAAACAUAGCCGUAUAAAGAAACUCAGUUUGUGGGGUUGCACUGGUUUGGAUGCCCUAUACUUAAACUGUCCAGAUCUCAUUGAUCUGAAUUUGAAUUCUUGUAGAAAUCUGAUUUCAGAGAGGCUGUUGCUUCAGUGCCCCACUUUAGAAAAUGUUCAUGCAUCAGGUUGUCAGGAUAUGUUAAUUGGGGCAAUUCAAAGUCAGGUCCGCAAUGCUUUUCCUGCUGUAGAUAACCAUUCACCUUCUAAACGUCUACCUGAUGGCUCCAAAAGGGUCCGGGUUCCUUAUUUACUUAGUGGAGAGUCCCCUGAACCUGAUAAAAAGCGAAGGCGGAUUGAAAGACUUCCGUGUAAUGUGCUUGUGGACUGA
Messenger RNA from Vicia faba (fava bean), 1788 nucleotides. NCBI's taxonomy places the organism in Eukaryota, Viridiplantae, Streptophyta, Magnoliopsida, Fabales, Fabaceae. The record is from the annotation of a GenBank genome assembly.